AUGAACGGACGAGACCAAGAUCGUCCAGGCCCAGCGACAGCUAAGCGGCCGGCCAAGUCAGGGCCACAACCAGGCAAACCCAAAGCUGGUACGAGACCUAGACCAGCCAAAGCAACAAAGCCGGCGAAGGGGAAGGCCCCAAACCCACCAAACCCUAAUAAGGGAAAGUCUGGAAAAGCUCCAAAUGCUGGUAAAGUUGCCAAACCAGCGCCUAAACCAGCCAAAAAGGGACCGAAUGGAAGUGCUAAUAAUGCGCCGAAGCCUACGCCGGUAAAUUCAGCCAAUAGAACGAAAACGGGAACGAGACCCCACGGAGCAACAAGAGUCAGAAAAGGUCAAUCUCAUCCAGCCAAUACCGUAUCUAAAUCACCUCUUUUACCGAACGAAAUCGCUGCCCUCAAACUGGGCUUGACGAUUGUGAAAGAUGGACAAGUGAUCGAACCUAGACUGAAUUCUAUGAAGAAGGGUACACGUCCACUUUCACCGGCAGCUUCAAGGGUAAUGGGAAAGGCCCCAAGGGCCAAUCAAGCUGCCGACACACAACGAAGCGCUCCCAAGGCAGCCUUUGAAAAUGCCAGUCAGCCUGUCAUUACAGGCUAUUCUCUGUCCGAAGAAGAAUCCGAUGGGGUCGAAAUCUUGGACGAUGACUCGGACGUCGAGGAAAUCAAAGAUGGCUCAGAUGAUUCGAAAUAUGAAAGCGGUUCUUCUUCUCCUAAGUCACAUGUUCUGGUAGAAGCUGCUGAUUCUAAGGAUGCUCCGAUCGAGAUCAUCCCCUCGGAGCAUGACGACAAUGCAAGCGUUGAAUCAAUAGUGGAUUUGACUCAUGAUGCUAAUUCUGAGGAAGUAAAGCUGAAAAGCAAAGAUGAUCAGCAUCAGAGCACAAAUCUCGAGAAAGAUGAGGAAGAAGAUUCAAUUGAAGGAAUGGUGUCACAAGACGGAUCCCAAUCCUAUGACUUUGAAAUAGAGACCCAAGGUGUGCUUCCACAGGUAGCAGAAAGCCCUAAACCGGGCUCAAAUGAAGGCGAAGCAUCUGCAAGUUCGGGCACCAAGAUUGCUGAAGAGCAGCCUCCAAAUGUUAUUCCUAACAACAUUCGUUCGACGCAGGCCCCAAAUAACUCCGGUCAUAACAGUCCUUUAGCUAAUAGCCCGCGUCUUAUGCUGCCUUCUCCUGCUGCAACAGUGGAACAAAAUUCUAGACCCGCCGUCGACAAGAAGCGACCUGUGGGAGCUUACGACUCAUCUGAAAGAAAGCGUCAGCGAAUGGAAAGGUUCUCGUCCCUGCCCCAAGUCUACACAACUACACCCAGCCUACCUGUCAAAAGAAGUAAUACACAAGGGUUUUUGGGACAUUCCACCGCCUUGGAAAAAUCUUUCUACAGACUUACGUCUGAGCCAAAUCCAGCCAACGUACGGUCACCAACUUUUCUUCAAAACUGCGUUCCCUACGUGGUGAACAGAUACAGGACAGAAGGCCUACUGUAUCAUUACAUCAACGACCAACUAAAAGCUAUUCGUCAGGAUUUGACUAUUCAACACCACAAAUCCCAAUUCACCAGACAUGUCUACCAAACGCAUAUUCGAAUUGCUAUAGAGAAUGCUGAUUUGGGUGAAUUCAACCAAUGCUUGUCGCAAUUGUUCAACUUGUACGCCAUGGACCCGGCAAACUUUGAGCUAUCAGAGUUUAUCGUUUACAAAAUACUCUAUAUGACAAUCACUGGAAACAAUCCUGAGAUUAAUAAGCUUCGAUAUAGGUUUCUUGGCCAAGAGGACAUCAAAGUUGGAAAGAAAUCAAGCGAGUUCGAUGAAUGGAUUAGACCAGCAUUGGACUUAUCCACAGCUGUCACGAAUGGUGACUACUAUUCCGUCUUCAAGUUGUACGAGAAGUUCAAAACGAGCAAUAAAAAGCAUGCAAUUCAAUUGCUAAAGGAUCACAUAAUAUCCAAGCAACGCUUCGUGACGCUCUCGAUGUUCUGCAAAUCAUUCAAAAGGCUAUCGACAGAGUUCCUUGGCCAGCAACUACUGUUGCAUUCGGAAGACGGUAGCAUCGCUCGAUUUCUAGAUGAAUUUCGUCUAGAUAGUUUUGUUCAUGGACCUGAUAUUGAUCUUGUGCAAGCCAAACCACAGAUCAAUUCCAUUCUUGAGCAAGGCGUCUACAUGAAGACUUCUUAA
This is a messenger RNA of Candidozyma haemuli, 2169 nucleotides long. RefSeq lists its product as uncharacterized. Lineage: Eukaryota; Fungi; Ascomycota; Pichiomycetes; Serinales; Metschnikowiaceae. The transcript has a single exon. The coding region runs from base 1 to 2169 and encodes 722 amino acids. The record is from RefSeq and is a predicted model, not a curated record. Gene Ontology annotation, cellular component: nucleus.